AGUCCGAAACUUUAGCUAAUUAGUGGAGAGUGCGCGCGCACACACACACACACACACUCACACACACACAGAGGCGUGCGCGCGGCUGUGAGGGACCGGAGCUCUCCUUUAAACCCGCGACACGCCUCCGGCAUCAGCGGGUCGCUGUACAGAUGUGAAGGUGUUCUCACACACACUCACACACACACACACACACGGGGCCGUCGCUCUCCCUCCCACUCCGUUAUCGCUCUCCGUGUUUUAUGUCUGCGUCACAACAAGUCGCGAGAGAGAGAGAGAGAGAGAGAGAGAGAGAGGCGGAGAUGAUGGCGUCUCUGGCGGGCUCCACUGUCUCUGACAGCCGCGUUUAAUAACAUCAGCGGGAGACGAAAAAAAAAAAAAAAAAAAAAAAAAAAAAAAAGCACGGGAACAUGACGAAACGGCGCUCGCGCAGGACGGCCGGCGGCGACACAGACGGACGGACCAAGCGCGCGACCGCUCACUGACUGACACUGACGCGUCCAGGGGUUUUAUUAUUUUUGGCGCGCGCGCGUGUGCGCGUGUGUGAGUGUGUGUGUGUUUGUGUGUGAGUGUGUGUGUGUGUGUGUGCGUCCAUCAUAAAUCCGUAUCGCCGACAGUAAUUGUGAGGCGCGGCGAAAACAUCACAGCGGGAAGGUCGGACGUUUCAUGUCAAGCUCGCGCGGCGGGCUCGGUGACCCCGCGCGACUUUCCAGGUUAGCUCGCGAGCCCUUUGCCAGCAGAGCACAGCUCGUGCGAUUAUCUUUUUUUCUUUUUUUUUUUUUUUUUUCUGCUUAAUUAAUUGAUUCACGGGCUCAUCGUGCGUGUGUCGCGCGCAUGUAUCCAGAGUUGCAUGCACGGAUCCUUACAUGCAUUCUAAAUUAUUCAGUUCAUAAUUGACUUGAUCUUUUUUCUUUAAUCUGCAUGCAGAUGAUAUUGAUGCGUUAUGACGGCGCUGUGAGCGGAGUGCACUACAAUAGGCUGUUGCAUAAGGAUGAAUGCAUUUGAUCAUGUGUGCCACUGCAUAGCUGAUUGCCUCAGUGCAGCUGCCUCAGUGCUGAAUGAUGCUGAUCAUUCAAACACCGUCCUGUCGCCAUGCACGCGCCUGACUCUGAGUGAGAUUAGCACUUUAGCUUUCUGAAGACUCUCAGGGCACAAGUGCACAACUUUGCUACAGUUAGCUGGGGUUUUUUCACUCUUAACAAAACUUCUACAAAAUGCUCUCAGGUGCGCUUGAGCUGAGAAACGGCACACUUGUGGUUCUUGUGGUUCUCGUUUUGGGCGAGUACGUGAGCUCUUUGAGGUCCUGUUUCUCCAUUUGGGGUUCAAAACUGUUCUGAGUGUGCACUUCUCUGGGAAAAAUCUCAAUCAGUGUUCUCUCAGAGCAAAACUCAGCAAGGACAGUUCUGAAGACCAAAUAAAAUGUAGUCUUCAGGUGUCUUUCUUUAUUCAUUUAUCUUAUCCCACACCACUGUUCGGUUCUGGCUUCUGACUGGUCAGAAGGUGUUGAUUAAUUUCUAUAACAGCAGCUCUGACAGUAGUACAUCUGCAAGUCACAGGUUUUUAUGAAUAUUAAUGCGCCCUUUCCAAUACAUUAUUGUUUCUAUAGUAACAGCUCAUUCACAGGGACUUGUACAGCAGACGCUCCACUAAUAAUAAAUGGAUUAAAAAUAAUUGUUGAUGUGGUGAAGUUUCCUGUAAAGAGAUAAAGGAGUUUCUCUCCCUAUGAGUCUCCAGUCUCCUAAACAGACCACAUUACAGUUAUUCCGCUAUCAGCCCCGUGUCUAACACAGCAGCACGCGUUUGGAGUUCCUGUCACGUUCCAAAGCUGAGAUCCGAGGCUCGAAGAUGGUGGGAAAUGGGAUUUAUUUUUCAUCUCAGAAAACCUAAACUGAAAGCAAUGCAAAUUCUGAAAUUAAACAAACAGAAAGGCACAAUUCUUUCACUAUUUCUGGUGGAAAUCUCUGACAUGUUAGGCAUCAAACAGCAUCUACUCACCUAGGAGACAAAUCCUACUGUUGUAUUUAGACGUCCAGGAAGAGUGAAAUUUAGCAACCGGUCCUACUUGAACUGAGUGUUCCCAUGUCCAACAUAUGGAACCCUGUUGAAUAUAUCAGAGCCUCAGAUCUCGGCUUUGGAGCGUCAUCGGAAGACCAAACUUAUGCCGCUGUUUUUGUCUUCACGUCCCUAAGACACUGUGUGAAUUUAAGGAAAAUUGGAGAAAGUCACAUUUUUCACUCCAGAAGACUCUAAGGGGUUAUCCUAGUGACAGGCUCAUUCAUAAACGGAUUAUAAAACGUGUUUAAUUGUAGAUAUGGUGAAGUUUUCUGCAAGGAGACGCUUAUGUAACAUUUAUGGAAGGAGUCUCCAGUGUCAGCAAUUUGUAACAGUCUGUAACUUCACUUUUUCCAACAUCUUUACGACAGAGGAGGUUACUCUAUGCGCUUUCUCAGUAACAUAAAAUAACAAGCUUAUUAACUUCAAGAGGGAAAUAAACGAGAGGCCAGUGAGGGAACGACUGUUUACAGCUGCUAUAACGUAAGUGAAAACAGGAACUAACUUGUUUUUUUGGAUGUUCCACACCAUUAAAUGUAACUAUAAACGGAUAAAAAUUAUGAUGUGUCAUUCUUUAAUAAAUUCACUUGUAAAUGCUGGCAACUUGGUGUGGUGUAGGAGGAAUGAAACUCUUGGGGACAUGCUGUUAUAGGAAAAUAAUCUUCAGGGUUGUAACAGUAACUCUGUCACUUUCUGUUUUUGUGUCUAGAGCUAGCUUUCUCUGUAUUCCAUGUGUGAAACUUUUUUGUUUUUAUGCAACACAGAUCUGGAACACACCAUUAAACACUGGUCAGGUUACAUCUACCAUCUGUUACUGAUUUAAAAAUCCUAUUUUUCACCUUGGCUUUUAUCAGCUGUACUUUCACUGGCAUGUUACUUUUACAUUCCAUUGUAUAUUGUAUUAAUGAUUAUAAUUUUGUUCCAUUUUUACCCACUUUCUACUUUCUACCAUUUAUUUUUUAAUAUAUAACAUUCUACUUUCUGUCACUACUGUUACCUGUUGCAUUAUUAUUAUUUGCCUAGUUUACAUGUUUGCCCUAUUUACCUAUUUUAAAAAAUAUUUAAUUAUUUUUUUAAUUAUUUUUUUGGUGAUAGAGCCGCUUCUACCACCAAUGUUGCCACUUCACAGCGUUUCAGGUUUGAUCCUGAGCUCAGGUUUCUGUCUGUGUGGAGUUUUGCCUGUUCUUCCUGUUUUCACGUAGGUUUCCUCCGGGUUCUCCGGUUUCCUCCCGCUAUCCAAAAACAUGCAGAUGGGCUACGCUAAAUUGUCCAUAGGAGUGAGUGUGUGUGUGUGUGUGUGUGUGUGUGUGCACGGUGCCCUGCGAUGGACUAGCGUCCCAAUCCCGGGUGAAUUCUUCCUCACAUAUUUGUCAAGCACUUUGAGCAAUAUUUUAAAUGUAUGAAAGGCGCUUAUAUGUAAUAAAUAAAUUUUAUUAUUCAAGGGAUGCUAAACUUCAGUUGUCUACUCAGCAGAAUAUGAUAAAGGUGUCACAUGUAGUUAAGUGAGUGAAUGAAGAGGUAUCAUGAAGACACCAAUAAAACAAAACGCAACAUCCUGGACGUUAAUGCCGUUAAUUCUUUCUUCUUGUUUGAGAUAUUGGAGCAUCCCAGAAAUGUGUCCUGUGGCUCCAUUUGGGACAGAACCAGAACUCUGGACUGGCCCUCCAGCCUCCCAGAACCUGAACAGUUCUUCCUUGCUCUAAGGGCUUCUUCUGGACUGUUAACUGUUCUUGCAUGUGUGUGUGUGUGUGUGUGUGGUGUGUGUGGUUGCUUUUUGACAUGCCUGUGUCCAUCUCUGCACUCAGGAUGGGUGUGGUCACUGAAGGAGAAGACGUCUUAGCACGAUGGAGCGACGGACUUUUAUACCUAGGCAACGUCAAAAGAGUAGACGUCGUCAAGCAGUGUUGUUUGGUCAGAUUUGAGGAUAAUUCCGAGUUCUGGGUCCUCAGGAAAGACGUUCACUCGUUCUCAGCCAGUGGAGAGGAAGUGUGUUGUGUCUGUGACGGUCCUCCUCUUAAAGAGCCACUCAUAAACUGUCUGAAAUGCCGCCACAGUUAUCAUGCUCAGUGCCACACUCCGGCCAUCGACCCCGAGGUGGACAGCGACUCCUGGAUCUGCCGCCACUGCGUCUUUGCCGUCGCCACCAAGAGAGGCGGAGCCUUAAAACGAGGGCGCUUUGCUCGACUCAUGCAGCUGAUGAAGUUGAGGCUGCCCUAUCAGCUUUCCACUCUGGACUGGGACGCUCAGCAUCUGACCAAUCAGCAACAGUGUUACUGCUACUGCGCCGGCCCAGGAGAGUGGAACUUGAAGAUGCUGCAGUGUGGCAGUUGUGGCCAGUGGUUUCAUGAAGCCUGCACUCAGUGCCUGACCAAACCUCUGCUAUACGGAGACAGGUUUUAUCACUUCCAGUGUUCAGUGUGUACAAAUGGCCCUGAGACCAUUCAGAGACUUCCCAUGACCUGGGUAGAUUUGGCCCAUUUGGUGCUGUAUCAUCUGUCCCUGUGCUGCAAGAGGAAAUACUUCGAUUUCGAUCAUGAAAUAAUGGCCUUCACCAACGAGAACUGGGAUUCUUUGCUGUUAGGCACGUUGUCAGAUACGCCUAAGCAAGAUCGCUGCCACAAUCUGCUCAAUGCAUUAAAUUCCCACAAGGACAGGUUCGUCUCGGGGAAAGAGAUCAAGAAGAAGAAGUGUCUUUUUGGACUUCAAGUGCGAGCUCCGCCGCCGCUGUCGUCCGAUUCCUCACCCCUCAUCACCGAGCAGCCCAUCAACAUCACGCACCGCAAAAGCCCGCUGUCACUGCCGUGCCAGAGACGACCGGUGGGCUCCGAGUCUCGCAAAUCAAAGCGGCGCAUCGUCGAGACACUUCAGCAGCCGUGUCCACCUGCUAACCAGAUCAAUCUAGUGCCAUGUUGUCACGGGUGUGUGAACGGUGCAAGCGUCUACAACUCCCGGAAAUCCGAGGAGGAAUUAGCGCUGGGGUCACCCCCCAAGAGAAUGUUCUCUCUGUAUCACCCGUCGUGUAACGGAUCUCAGGGUCUGCCUCGAACUCUGCAUCACUACAGUGCUGAGGACCCAUGUCGACUUCCUGCGCCCUGUCUCCCCUUCUCCAUGUCGUCCACUCACCCACCAGGCCAGAGGUUUGAGCAAUGCCCGUCUCUGUUCCUGCACGACGUCGCCCCCUACCCCAACGGAGUGAGCUUGGAAGGGCACACGGCGGCACGAGGCUGGGGCGGAGGCGAGGCUGUGAGGAUCCUGGCCAGACGCAUCACGCCAGACGGAAAGGUCCAGUACCUGGUGGAGUGGGGAAACGUGAGAGUUUAUUAGAGAGAAAACAAACAAAACUGCUGAUGGCACGACAGAAAAAUGACACUAAUCCAGGUGGAGGCUCGACAGUGACUUCACUCUGUGGGAUUAAACUGUUAGAAAUCAUCCCGCUCUCCUUUCCACGGCGUCUCCUGUACUUCGAAUACUGUUAGAAAACACCUUUAGAAUGCCUUGAACUUUACUAUCCUGAUUUGUAUCAUAUAUAAUAUUAUAGAUAUAUUCAUGUUAAUUACAUGUCUGAAUUAUGAGAUUCUUUUUAAAGAGAUUUAUGGCAAGGUGGUAAAUUACAUCAGUAUUUGUAACAAUACCGUAAGACGAAAGGAGGGCAUCCUGGAUAAAUUCUCAUGAUAUGUUAUAAUGAGUUACCUCGUAUUAUGCAAGUUUAAUUUUAUAUGAUUGAUGAUGAGAAGAGUUCAUUUUGCACAUUUAGAGAUAAUCUGAAAUGUCCUGUAGCACCUCUCUUUUAUUCUCUUUUUAUUCAAAUAUAUUAUUUUGGUGUUGAAUAUAUACAGUAUAAGUUUAUAUGAGUGUAUUAUAAGUGCACUAUUUUGUUUUAGGUCCGUAGUGAGAAAACAGCAGAUGUAAACAUUUCCAGAAAAUGCACAAAAAUGUCAGCGUUUCAUGAGUGAGACUUUCGUUUGAUGUUUAAAAAACUAGGAUAAAUUAAAAGUGAGGACAAAUUAUUUCAAACAUCGCAAACUGUUUGUUAAACCCAUUUAAAUAAUUUAUUACUUAGGUUUUUAAAUAUUAUCUCCAUAAAUAAGUGUGUACUGAAUAAAAUGGAAGCAACUGGUUUUUAAAUCAUUAUUUUAGUUAUUAAUUAAUUAUUUAAUUAUUAAUUAAUAACUAAAUUAAUUCAUUAUGAAUGAUUA
Molecule: messenger RNA, 6248 nt
Organism: Pangasianodon hypophthalmus (striped catfish)
Lineage: Eukaryota; Metazoa; Chordata; Actinopteri; Siluriformes; Pangasiidae
Gene: phf1
Product: PHD finger protein 1
Exons: 14
Coding region: 3787-5376 (529 amino acids)
Biological process (GO): chromatin organization; regulation of DNA-templated transcription
Cellular component (GO): nucleus
Molecular function (GO): DNA binding; chromatin binding
Source: RefSeq, a predicted model, not a curated record